This is a messenger RNA of Numida meleagris (helmeted guineafowl), 3780 nucleotides long. RefSeq names its product hyperpolarization activated cyclic nucleotide gated potassium channel 3 (gene HCN3). NCBI's taxonomy places the organism in Eukaryota, Metazoa, Chordata, Aves, Galliformes, Numididae. Gene Ontology annotation, biological process: transmembrane transport; potassium ion transport. Gene Ontology annotation, molecular function: voltage-gated potassium channel activity. The record is from RefSeq and is a predicted model, not a curated record. Bases 54 to 2744 code for a protein of 896 amino acids. Gene Ontology annotation, cellular component: membrane. The transcript has 7 exons.
CCGGGUGCAUUUACCCGUGGGAGGGGACGCAGAACAGCAUCGGGCUCGGACCGAUGGCUGCGUGGGGUCUCUGCAGACCCCCCCUGAGUCCCUGGGCUGCCCCGCUGCUUGCGCCUGCUUUGCAGCACCCGCAGGGCUCCGUCCAAACCCUGCCGAGCCCCGAGCUCCUCAUCUCUGCGACACGUUGGGUUCUAAACUUUGAUCCCGGCUUUGCUUUCUCCCCGCGUGCCGCUGCCCCGCGCAGGUUUUACUGGGACCUCAUCAUGCUGCUCCUGAUGGUGGGCAACCUGAUCAUCCUGCCCGUGGGCAUCACCUUCUUCAAGGACGAGAACACCCCUCCCUGGAUCGUUUUCAACGUCCUGUCGGACACUUUCUUCCUGGCCGACCUGGUCCUGAACUUCCGGACGGGCAUCGUGGUGGAGGACAACACGGAGAUCAUCCUGGACCCCCACACCAUCAAAAUGAAAUACCUGAAGAGCUGGUUCCUGGUCGACUUCAUCUCCUCCAUCCCCGUCGAUUACAUCUUCCUCAUCGUCGACCUGGAGACGCAGGUGGACUCCGACGUCUACAAGACGGCGCGAGCGCUGCGCAUCGUCCGCUUCACCAAAAUCCUCAGCCUGCUGCGCCUGCUGCGGCUCUCGCGCCUCAUCCGCUACAUCCACCAGUGGGAGGAGAUCUUCCACAUGACUUACGACCUGGCCAGCGCCGUGGUGAGAAUCUUCAACCUCAUCGGCAUGAUGCUGCUGCUGUGCCACUGGGACGGCUGCCUGCAGUUCCUGGUGCCGAUGCUGCAAGAUUUCCCCGAGGAUUGCUGGGUGUCCAUGAACCGCAUGGUGAACGACUCCUGGGGGAAGCAGUACUCGCACGCCCUGUUCAAGGCCAUGAGCCACAUGCUGUGCAUCGGCUACGGCCGCCAGGCGCCCGAGGGGAUGACCGACGUCUGGCUGACGAUGCUGAGCAUGAUCGUGGGGGCCACCUGCUACGCCAUGUUCAUCGGCCACGCCACCGCCCUCAUCCAAUCGCUGGACUCGUCCCGCCGCCAGUACCAGGAGAAGUACAAGCAGGUGGAGCAGUACAUGUCCUUCCACAAGCUGCCCGGGGACACCCGCCAGCGCAUCCACGAGUACUACGAGCACCGCUACCAAGGCAAGAUGUUCGACGAGGAGAACAUCCUGGGGGAGCUCAGCGAGCCGCUCAAAGAGGAGAUCAUCAACUUCAACUGCCGCAACCUGGUGGCCAACAUGCCGCUGUUCGCCAACGCCGACCCCAACUUCGUGACCGCCAUGCUGACCAAGCUGCGCUUCGAGGUCUUCCAGCCCGGGGACUUCAUCAUCCGCGAGGGCACCGUGGGCAAAAAGAUGUAUUUCAUCCAGCACGGGGUGGUCAGCAUCCUCACCAAGGGCAGCAAGGAGACCAAGCUGUCCGACGGCUCCUACUUUGGGGAGAUCUGCCUGCUGACGCGGGGCAGGCGGACGGCCAGCGUGCGAGCCGACACCUACUGCCGCCUCUACUCCUUGUCGGUGGACAACUUCAACGAGGUGCUGGAGGAGUACCCCAUGAUGCGCCGAGCCUUCGAGACGGUGGCCAUGGACCGGCUGGACCGCAUUGGCAAGAAGAACUCCAUCCUGCUCCGCAAGCGCGCCGAGCACAGCGCGGGGCCCAUGAACACCGAGAUGAUCCAGCAGAUCGUGAAGCACGACCAGGACGUGGCCCACAACAUCCAGGAGCUGCAGCAGAUGACGCUGGGCCGGGAGCUGAGCGGCAAGCCCGUCAUCUGGGAGCCGCUGGUGCACGCGCCGCUGCAGACGGCCGCCGCCACCACCAACGUGGCCAUCGCCCUGACGCACCAGCACAGCCUGCAGGCCCACAUCUUCCUGCCGCCCUCCUCCAUCUCCAGCCCGCUCUCCCCCGAGGCCACGCUGCUGACCAAGCCGGUGCGCCGGUCCCAGCCCAGCCUGGGGGGCUCGCGGCCCUCCUCCGUCAGCUCGCCCUCGGGGGCACCGUCCCACCUGCAGACGCCCGCCGCCGCCUCGCCGUCCUCGCCCAUGCUGCAGUCCCAGGUGCCCCUGGAAAGCGGUGCCCAGCGGCCGAGCCACGGGGCGCAGGGCCCCCCACGCGUGGGGCAGAAGGGGGAGAUGACGGCCAAGCAGCCCCUGGCGGCGGCGGCGGGACCCCAACCCCAGCUCUCCAAGUCCCGCGGCGCUUCGGUUUCCACCUCUCUGCUGCAGCAGGCGGCGGGGGCCCCGUCCCCGAGCUCGGAGCAGGCGGUGCCGGCGGGGAGAACUCUCCACUACAGCCUGUCCCGAGCCACCGGCUCCCACAUCUCGCUCCUGAUGCAGCCGCAGCAGUUGGUGAAGCACCGGAGCAUCCAGGGGCUGCCUGUCGGGCGGCUCACGCAGGACGUCCGCCUCCUCUCGGCCUCGCAGCCCUCCCUGCCCAAUAAAGUCGCCCAGCAAGCAGACGGGAGCUCCUUGCAGCAGGGCAGGAAAUCCGCGGGGAACCUGGCCCGCAGGUCCUCUCCCUCGGUCGCCGGACUCCUCGCCAAGCCGGCUCCGGGGGUCCCGCACCCGCAGCAGAUGCCUUCGGGUUCUCCAGCGCAGCCGAACCGCCCCGCGGCCGCAGCGCCCACCCCGCAGUCCCCGGUGUCGGCGCCCCGCCAGGCGGCAGCUCCCUCCCGUAAGGGCUCCGUGGCCUUCAGCCCUGAGGUGGAAACGGGGAAACCCAAACUGCCGUCCAACAUGUGAGCCCCCGGCGACAUCCGUGGGAGCAGAGCACGUGGCCGAGGCCCGGCGGCGUCGGAGGGACGGCGAGGUGAGCGGGAGGGCACGGGGGGAGCGGGAGCGGUGGGUUUGGGGCUGGCGGAGUGAGGAGGGGGCUCUCCGGUGGGGCUCCGCCUUUGCUCCAUCGCUGCCCCUCGAGACCUGUCCUCCUGCAGGGAGCAGCCCCCACCCCAAAUCCUCUGCGGGGUCCCAGUUGCCCGCAGCUUCUCCCUCAGGGCCGGGCCCCUCCGCGCUUUGCCCCGCCCCCAGGGCUGGGGUGACCCCCGGCCCACGCGUCCCCUCCUCCAGCCCCACGGACCUGCCCGGCGCUUCGGCUGUUUGGGACGGGAGGGAGAGGGGCCGAGGGCAGAGGGGAUCGGAGCCCACCGCCCGGCGGGCAGGGAGCAGUGCCUGGGGCCAGGCAGGGCCGGGACCCCCCCGACACAUCGGGACUCCGUGCCGGGAGCUGGCAGUCCCGGAGCGGCGCAGCGCCGAGCCGGGGGGAGGCGGCUCUCCCCGGUUGCCUCUCCUCGGCUCCGCGGUGCCGUGGGGGCCCGGGAUGCGGCGGGACGCACCGAGCCCCACAUCCCGGUGGGAGCAGCGCGGGGGCGACCGCCGCCCUCUCCCCCCCCCCCCCCCUCCACCCACCAAACCGAGCCAGUAGUCAGCAGCAGUGUGUGUGAGUCGUGGCUCCGCCGAGCAGCUGAGCUCCGCUUCGUGUCGCUUUGGGCUCCGCCGUGUUCGCAGUCCCGGUUAGAGUAGUGUUCCCCGUCCCCCCCCCGCGCUGCUUUCCGCUGCAGGACCCGUGGCUUGUAGUGCGCUCCGGGGCUCGGCUGCCGCUGAGCGGCCCCCACGCAGCGGGCGAGGGUCGCGCUCCGUGCGGUCCCCCUGCAAAGGGAAUCCUCCCGUCCCCCCCCCGCCGCGUUUGGGAUGCGAUGUGAGGACCGCUGGGGCCACGCACGUAGCGGUCGGAGGGGACGUCCAACACUGCCUUUUUUUCACGGACUUGAAACCCCCUUCC